AUGCAGAAUCAAAGUGCUUCUUCGGAUGAUAGAAAACAAAGAAAGCCUUUGAUGGAGAAAAAAAGACGAGCCAGGAUCAACGAAAGUUUGGAGAAUUUAAAAACCAUUUUAAUGGAGUGCGAUCCACAGAGUGUUGGAAAAAAAAGUGCCAAGUUGGAGAAGGCUGAUAUUCUCGAAAUGACUGUAAGUUACUUGCAAAAUAUCAGGAAAAAACAAUCGAACAGCUACUAUCAACCUAGCAGCUACAGCAGUAGUUAUUCUUCGCAAAAAUAUUACAGUCAAAAUUACGUUACUGCUUCUUCAAAAACUGGCAGCGGUGGACAGUGUUGUUACGGUGGAAAUUCCAAUAAUUAUAAGAACUAUUCCAACAACCAGAAAAAUUCGGGUGUAGAGAAAAGUUCAAUUUGGAGGCCUUGGUGAACAAUAGAGACUUUUUUGGGUGCCUGGGA
This is a messenger RNA of Psylliodes chrysocephalus, 449 nucleotides long. NCBI's taxonomy places the organism in Eukaryota, Metazoa, Arthropoda, Insecta, Coleoptera, Chrysomelidae. The record is from the annotation of a GenBank genome assembly.